AUGUACUGUAUCCCUCGCGUCAGGAGCGUCAGUCGCCUCGACAUCGAGAAUCUCGAAGCGGGUGUAGCAGAUAUCCUGGCUGCGACCGGUACGCCGUCACUCAGUUAUACCAUAGUCCAGAAUGGAAAGACUCUUCACACCAAACAUUUCGGCUAUCGCGAUAUCCAACAGCACGCUUGUCCGGAUGAUCAAACAAGGUACAACAUCAAUUCUAUGACCAAGGCUAUGGUCGCUGCUCUUGCUGGAAUCAUCGCUUCCACGGGGGAUAUUGACCUGUAUGCUUCUGUCAAGCCUUAUCUACCUGACUUUGCCUGUCAUGACUCCAGCUUCGAUGACCAGGUCACGAUCAUCGAUCUGCUCUCCCAUCGUACCGGAUUCACUAACUUUGAUCCCAUCUGGCUGGGAUCGCAGAAUUCCCUACUCCUCAGCAGGGAUCAGACACUGAAAACAUUUGCUACAUUAAAACCAUGCGAGCCGUUUCGUGAAAGUUUUCUCUACAAUAAUUGGGGCUACGAAAUUGUUGGGAAGAUUCUCGAGACAGUCACAGGAGACCCCUUGCAUGUCCUGCUCCAUGAGAAAAUAUUCAAGCCCUUGGGAAUGACUAGAACAAGCACUAGCUGGGAUCUUGACGAAGAGAACACCACAAAGUAA
Penicillium brevicompactum is the source of this 651-nucleotide messenger RNA. RefSeq names its product serine hydrolase domain-containing protein. Lineage: Eukaryota; Fungi; Ascomycota; Eurotiomycetes; Eurotiales; Aspergillaceae. The record is from RefSeq and is a predicted model, not a curated record. The transcript is spliced from 2 exons. The coding region runs from base 1 to 651 and encodes 216 amino acids.